Messenger RNA from Ostrinia furnacalis (Asian corn borer), 3879 nucleotides. It is a transcript of the gene pav, whose product is annotated as kinesin family member pavarotti. Gene Ontology annotation, biological process: mitotic spindle midzone assembly; microtubule-based movement. Lineage: Eukaryota; Metazoa; Arthropoda; Insecta; Lepidoptera; Crambidae. Gene Ontology annotation, molecular function: ATP binding; ATP hydrolysis activity; microtubule binding. The record is from RefSeq and is a predicted model, not a curated record. Bases 67 to 2679 code for a protein of 870 amino acids. The transcript is spliced from 2 exons. Gene Ontology annotation, cellular component: nucleus; kinesin complex; microtubule.
ACUGACCGUUGAAAACAAGAAUCGUGGUAUUUUGUGUAAAGUGCGUGUUUUAUUGAAAUAUUCACGAUGAAAUCGGCUAAAUCUAAACAGAGACUGAACGAUAUGCGUACGCCGGCUCGGAGUAAGCAGAAUUUGUGUUUAGGAGAGCGUGAUCCGGUGCAAGUUUAUUGCCGCCUUCGGCCCAUGCAAAGAGACAGUGAUGUAUCUUGUAUGAAGAUAAUUUCGCCUACAACAGUGCUUCUGACGCCGCCCAGUACUGCUAUAAGCUACAGAAAUGAGAAUAACAAGACGAUGGAGUACACUUUCAAGGAGGUUUUCCCUCCAGAGGCGUCGCAGCAAGAGGUAUUCGAUAAGGUAGCUUUGCCGCUCGUUGAAGGCCUAGUCAAAGGUAAGAACGGCUUAUUAUUCACCUACGGAGUCACCGGUAGCGGCAAAACGUUCACUAUGACCGGGGAGCCCCAAAACUGUGGUAUUUUACCCAGAUGUCUGAACAUAAUUUUCAAAACUAUAAACGAUUUGCAAGCGCACAAAUACGUAUUCAAACCGGACAAAAUGAACAUGUUCGAUAUUCAAAAUGAGGCGGAAGCCAUGUUGGAACGGCAACAGGAACUGCACAAAUUCAAAAGCGGCAAGAAAAACAAUUCGAACCCCGACUUGGCUAUGUCUUCGACUGACAUUACUAAAGUAGGAGGCAUCAAUGAAGAUAACCAAUACGCUGUAUUUGUUACUUAUGUUGAAAUUUACAACAACAGUGUGUUCGAUUUGCUCGAAGACGGGCCCAUCAGUAAAAACUUGCCAGUGAAAAUCAUAAGAGAAGACGCAGCACACAAUAUGUAUGUUCAUGGUGUCACUGAGAUUGAAAUCAAGUCUGCUGAAGAAGCAUUUGAAGCAUUCUACUUAGGUUUAAAAAGAAAACGUAUGGCUCACACUACGUUGAAUGCAGAAUCAAGUCGUAGUCAUUCUGUUUUUACGAUACGACUAGUGCAGGCACCAGUCGACGAAAUGGGCGAAGCUGUGAUCCAAAACAAGAAAUUCCUGUCCAUUAGUCAGCUGAGUUUGGUCGAUCUAGCAGGAAGUGAACGGACCAACCGAACUAAAAAUACUGGUCAACGUCUACGAGAGGCUGGUAAUAUAAACAAGUCACUAAUGACACUGAGAACCUGUUUGGAAGCACUAAGAGAAAACCAAGCUAAUGGAGCAAACAACAUGGUUCCGUAUCGUGAAUCAAAGAUUACACAUUUGUUCAAAAACUUCUUUGAAGGUGAAGGUCAAGUUCGUAUGGUCGUCUGUGCAAAUCCGAGAGCAGAAGACUACGAUGAGACGCUACAAGUGAUGCGGUUUGCUGAAAUGGCAGCAGAAGUGGAAGUUGCUAAGCCACAAAACAUCAAUAACGUUGCUGCAUCUAUUGGCCUUAUGUCAGGUAGACGUAAGGCCAACCGCCUGUUUAAUACAGCCAGAGAGAACAUCAUUCGUCCUGAAGCUAAAGAUCUGGAGCUAGAUUUAGGUCUGGUUUACAGUCUAGGGCCUGACUUCCCAAGCUUGGAGCUGAAUAGUUCUCAAGCAGCUCAUAUUAUAAAGGAACUGAUGGCUCAUUUGGAGAUGAGGAUUACACGCAGAGAAGCCUUGAAGAGGAGUAAGGCUAUCAAAGAUGAGAGGCUCCGUUCAGCAUUGCUAGAUCUGGAGAAAGAUUCCAUGGAAGUCCGCAGCGAAAACGCUUCGCUACGUGGUCAGCUGGCGGCUUCGGAGCGCAGAGUGCGAGCGUUGGAAGAAAGGCUAACAGCAACAGAAAACGCCUCAUUGUCACAUCAGAGAAAACUAGCUGAGUUAACCGAAUAUACGUCAUCAUUAAAACGCGAUUUGCAAGAAAAAGAACUGUUACUGAGUCAGAAGCAGUUGGAGAAGGAAAAGCAAAAAAAGAUUCUAGAACGAAAGUACAACAACAAAAUAGCGGCAGAGCACGAGAAAGCUAAAGAAAUUAAUUCUGAGAAGGAGAGAUUGAGGAACGCGAUUGAAGAGAAAGAGAAUCGGUUGAGGAUUAUAGCUGAAGCACUUCACUCGGAGAGGGGAGAUGAGAUGCCUAAAAGUACUGGUGAUUUUGCAGCGCAGACUGGAAGAGAUUUCACACCUGGAUCGACACCUAGGGCCUUGCCAGCGCAUUUGCUGACACCCUUCAGCUCUGUCCCGCAAACUAGAGAAACUAGGGACACCCCUGCAUCGUCUAGACGUGGAAUAGCGGUCGCAAACCCGAGACAUAGGCGUUCGCUAUCCGCAGACGGGCGAGGCUGGAUAGAACAUGCCCCCAACAAACUCGUUCCAAUGGGAACUGUGAUGAAACCCAGCAUUUCAAAUAGCAAAGUAGUCAACAAGUUAAAAACGGUGAAAGACAUAGCAAAUUCUAAAGCCUCUAAAUACUGCUUGAUAUCUCAAGAACAAGACACCGAUGGGGAGCUAGAAACGAAGCUGUACAAAGGAGACGUGGUGCCCACUUGUGGUGGAGGUGCUCAAGUAAUUUUCAAUGACGUAGAAAUGCUAAAGCAGUUCUCUCCAAAUCGGGAAUCCCAGACCAGGGUCUCAGCGACGUCCUGCGCCCGGCAUUCAGGCAAGAGAAGAGAUACAGGCUGUUCACCGCCCCAAACGCCGUCAAAUACCAGUAAAAAACAGAGGAUUGAUGAUGAUUAGUUAGAUUAAAUCAUGUUUUUGACUUGAUGACUUUGACCUGGUGUUAUUACAAGAAUAUAAGAAUUUCUCAUUAAUGAUUUUGUAACAAUUUGUUGAUAGUUUCUACAAUAGAGAAUAUAAUCCCAGUACUUGUGUUAAUUAGUAUUGAAUUUAAAUUCUAAAACUUCCAAAAUCAUUAUUAAAUUCUUGUAAUUUCACCUUAAAAUUUGUUAUUUGUAUGAAAUCUGGGUAAAGUUCUCUGUACAAUUCUCUUUAUUUCUUUUAUAAUCAUUAAUUUCUUUGUUACAUAAUUACCAUGUUGUACUUUUGCUGUAGACGUAACGAAUUAGAUAUUUUUACCAUCCAUUUUCUUUUUCUUCUUGAAUUUGGCUUAUGUAACAGUGUCUUAAUAUUCUGCCUAUUGAUUUGCUCAAGUUAACUAUUUUAUGAUCAAAACUAAGUAACUUUGGAAACACUGUGUGAAAAAUUACUUCAAUUUGCUUUUAAUAUGUUACUAUGUCCAGUCAAAUCAUAAAUGAAAAUGCAGCUUUUUUGUUUUCCUUAUUAUUUAGGUUUAAAUAUUUUUGAACGUUUCGAAUUUUCAUAAAAUUGUAUUUUGCUAAAUUUUUGUUUGAUUACUAGUGUAAUGUAGGAUACUUCUUCCUUCACCUUAGAUUAUCAGAUUUAUUAAUUGUAGGAUUUUUAUGGACUGUGAUUGAUGUUUUGUAAACUUUUUAAGUAUAACUUUAGAGAUAGUUUGGUUUAUCGUUUAUUUAUACUAAUAGAUAUGUAACAAGCCUUACAAAGUGACUACAGUCACAAUAUAUUUCUGUUAAAAAUAAUGUUUAAGUUCUUUGCAUUUUCUAAAGAAAGCUAAGCAUUUUAUGUAAUAGGACAUUGUUUAUUGUAGACCUUUGUAACAAUUGUAUUAGAUUUUUGACUAUUUUCACGAAUUUGGCUUUCUUUUAUCAAGCAAUUAAAAUCAUUUUUAUGGCAAUAGGUCUUUCUUAAUAGGGUGUCUUCUAGUUGUAAUAAGUCUGUAUAACACUGCUUUAUUUAUACAUCUGACGUUUAGUUACUAAUAAAAGUACUUAAUUAGUUUGUUAACUAUGCUUUUUGGAGAUUUGUUAAGUAAGUUGUAGAUUUUGUAACAAUAUUGUGUCAUUAAAUACCUCUACUUGUAAAAUGUAAUACUGUGGGAGUGUAUUAAAUACCUUUUUC